Messenger RNA from Raphanus sativus (radish), 5828 nucleotides. RefSeq names its product protein BREAST CANCER SUSCEPTIBILITY 2 homolog B. Gene Ontology annotation, biological process: double-strand break repair via homologous recombination; regulation of DNA-templated transcription. The record is from RefSeq and is a predicted model, not a curated record. Bases 244 to 3594 code for a protein of 1116 amino acids. NCBI's taxonomy places the organism in Eukaryota, Viridiplantae, Streptophyta, Magnoliopsida, Brassicales, Brassicaceae. The transcript is spliced from 20 exons.
AUCUCUGAUAAACCUGUCUCAGUAGAAUAAAGCCCAAAAUUAAGACUACGCGUUUCAUAUUCUCGGCCCAUAAGCUUUUUCACUUUCGCGCCGUUCCAAAAUCUUUUGAUUUUUGAUCGACUUUGGGAAACAUAAAAAAGAAGAAAAAGAAAAUCCUCAGUCGUUGGGCUAAAUCAGAAUGAUACAGAGAGGAUAACACUUAAGCAAGCGCCCAUCCGAUUAAUUAGUUCAUCGGCUGAAGAAAUGUCGACGUGGAGGUUAUUUCGCGAUUCAAGCGGCGAUUGUUUCCGAUGGGAAGUCGCAGGCCGGAUUCUCCAAUCCGACUCAGAAGAUUCUGCUCUUGAAACCACAGCUCCUCUACCAUCUAUGAACGAUCUCUUGCUCCAAGGAUGGUCGAAGCUUACGCAGGGGGAUGAAGCGAUGUUCAGGACUGGGCUGGGGAAUUCUGCCAAAUCUGUUUUAGCAGAUGAACAUCAUCAUCAACCAGAUCUGUACAACACAGGAUGCUCCAAUCUCCAAGUGGAUUCAGCUUCAACUUUCCCUAUGUUCAGGACCGCCUCAGGGCAUUCUGUCCCAUUCAAAGACUCUUCCAUUGCCAAAGCUCUUUCUAUUCUUGGGGCUAGCUCAGACAACGUUCCUCUCAGGGAGAGUGGGGUUGGUGAUCCCAACUCUUUUUUCCAGACUGCUUCUAACAAGAAGGUUAUUGUAUCUUCUGCCGCUCUGUCAAGAGCCAACGCAUUGUUAGGGCUAGAAGAUGAUGCUUUUGAUGGAUUUAACCACUUGAAGCCGUCCAAUUCUUCCCACCAGAAACGUGGGUGCUCUGAGUUUAAAACUCAUCCUACAGGAGGGCUCCACCAUCAUUCAGAAACUCCAGGACAAUACGAGGGUCAUGUAUCUCGGAAGAUAUCACAAAAUUUAUAUCCACCUGCAAUGCUGCCUCCAACAAAUUUUCAGACUGCUGGUGGGAAAACGUUGUCAGUGUCAGCCCAGGCAUUGAAACGUGCCAGAAACCUUCUCGGAGACCCUGACUCAGGGACUUUCUUUGAUGAUGUAGCGGCAGGUGAUCAGUUUGCUACACCACAGAAAGUUCAAAGGUUAGAUGAUAUGGAUGCUAUAAACAGUAGAAACGCCAACACUGGUUAUAAAGGAAAGACAAGCAACAAGCAUUCGGCAACUAGUUUUGUAUCUCCUCUUCGGUCAUCUUCAAAGCAAUUCACAUCAGUCAAACUGGAGGAUCUAGCUUCAGGGGGUUAUUUGAUCAAGAAAUUCGAUGCGGCUGUUGAUGAGACAGACUGUGCUCUGAAUAUCACUAAACUUGCUACAAAUGGACUAUUAAAUAACAUGCCUUUAGCAUCAAAUAUGGCAGUGAAUAAUGCCAAGGCAAACGGUUUCACUCCAAUAGCUAAACAAUUUGGCCAGCCACUUGUUGAUAUAACAAAUCGCUGCGAUACAGCUUAUGCAAACAAUAAACAAGACAAUACCCAAAAGAAAAGACUGGGAAAGACAAUCUUCGUUUCUCCUUUUAAAAGGCCAAGGAAUUCCUCCUUUAAGACUCCUUUAAAGAAAAAUGCUCAGCAUGCUUUAAGUGGUUUGUCUAUCGUAUCUUCUGAUACACUUAAUUCCAAAAAGGUGCUUUCUACAAGAUAUCCAGACAGGUCUCCAAGAGUAUAUAUCAAGGAUUAUUUUCGAAUGCAUCCAACAGUUACAAUUAAGAUGAACUAUGUGCCAGACCAUGUCAGAAGAAUCAAAUCAAGUAAUGCAGAUAAAUAUGUAUUCUGUGAUAAGUCUUCCUCAAAUAUGGUUGGGGCUGAAACUUUUUUCCAAAUGUUGGCUGAGUCUGGUGCUUCCCUACAACAAGCAUCUAGAAAGUGGGUCAUUAAUCACUACAGAUGGAUCGUCUGGAAACUUGCAUGCUACGAGACAUGCUACCCAGUUAUAUGCAGAGGAAAUUUUCUGACUAUCACCAAUGUUCUUGAAGAACUGAAAUACAGAUAUGAUCGAGAAGUCAAUCAUGGUCACUGCUCUGCAAUCAAGAGGAUUCUGAGUGGUGACGCUCCAGCUUCUUCAAUGAUGGUGCUCUACAUAUCAGCUAUAAAUCCAAAGACGGAUAACGAUUCUCAGGAAGCACUUGGUUCUGGAUAUGGCAGCAAUGUGAAAGUAGAGCUCAGUGAUGGGUGGUACUCCAUGAAUGCUGCCCUGGAUGUUAACCUGACAAAGCAGCUGAAUGCUGGAAAAUUGUUUGUUGGACAGAAGCUUCGAAUCCUUGGGGCAGGACUUUCUGGCUGGGCUACACCAACAUCACCUCUUGAGGCAGGGAUUUCAAAUACGAUUUGUUUGCUGUUGAAUAUUAAUGGGACGUACAGAGCUCACUGGGCAGACCGACUAGGAUUCUGUAAAGAAGUAUGUGUUCCUCUGGCCUUCAACUGUAUCAAGGGCAAUGGGGGUCCAGUGCCUAAAACGUUAGCUGGAAUCACACGAAUAUACCCUAUCCUGUACAAGGAAAGGUUAGGUGAAAAGAAGUCAAUUGUUCGAUCAGAGAGAAUGGAAAGUAGAAUGAUCCAGCUGCAUAACCAGAGGCGCUCAGAUCUUGUUGAGGGUCUUAUGUGUGAGUACGAGAGAGCAGUAAAUGGUGUCCACAGCCAGAACGACACUGACAGUGAGGAAGGAGCCAAGGUCUUUAAGCUGUUAAAGACUGCUUCUGAACCUGAACUCCUAAUGGCAGAAAUGAGUCUGGAGCAGUUGACAUCUUUCACUACAUAUAAAUCAAAAUUUGAGAUGGAAAAUUCAGUGGCAAAAGCUCUGGAAGACGCUGGCUUAGGUGAAAGGGAUGUCACGCCAUUCAUGAGGAUUAGGCUUGUUGGACUGACGAGCUUAAGUUAUGAAGGAAAACAUAAUCCAAAAGAAGGCAUAGUAACAAUCUGGAAUCCAACGGAGAGACAGAGAACCGAGUUGACAGAGGGGAAAAUAUACGUAGUGAAAGGGCUAGUACCAAUGAUAUCAGAUUCAGAAACACUUUACUUACAUGCCAGAGGGUCUAGCUCAAGAUGGGAGCCUUUGUCUCCAAAAGCUUCUUCAAGUUUUCAGCCCUUUUUCAAACCCCGUAAACCCAUUUCUUUGACCGAUUUUGGUGGAAUUCCUCUUUCAAGUGAAUUUGAUAUCGCUGCGUACGUUGUAUAUGUUGGAAAUGUAUACACGGAUGUUGAGCAAAAGAAGCAGUGGGUGUUUGUGACAGAUGGAUCUACUCAACACUCACGUUCAGGGGAAAUCUCAAACAGUCUUCUUGCUAUAAGCUUCAGUACCCCAUCCAAGGAUGACUUGCCCACUCCCCACAUCAGCCAAAGUCUUGUCGGAUCAGUGGUAGGAUUUUGCAACCUAAUAAAAAGAGCAAAGGAUGCGAAAAACGAUAUGUGGGUGGGAGAGGCAACAGAGAACUCAGUGUAUUCCAUAAACGCAGAAGCUUCUUACUCCUCUCACCUCAAAACCAGCAGUUCCCAUAUCCAAACAUGGGCUAAGCUCUCUUCUUUCAACUCAGUGAUCCAUAAACUUAGGCAGAGAGUUCUAUUUAUAAUCGGUGCGUCUACAUGCUCAAGGUGAAUAAUUACACGCAUCUCUUUCUUCUCUCCACAAUUUUCUUGUUCAUAAGUCUUAAGUUGUCUAACGCUGAUGCUUAAUUGCUUAUUCUACAUGCUCAAGGUGAAUAAUUACACGCAUCUCUUUCUUCUCUCUACAAAAUUUUCUUGCUCAUAAGUCUAAAGUUGUCUAACGCUAAUGCUUUUACUUAUUUUGGCAAUUAGUAACCCAUCUUUGCUUUAGUGUUACAUGUAGCCAAAUUAUCACAGAUAUUUGAUUUUUGCAUAUUGUCAAAACACAAUGUAUACUCUGAAGCUUGACUGCUACAAAUUACAUAAUCCGGAAGCGAAAGAUUGUGUGUUUUAGAAAACGAAAACACAUCACUAAGACCAAAAAAAAAAAAGAAUAGCUCGCAAGGGGAGGAAUUUGUAAUGAUCACAAAAAAUGGAAAAGCAAUUGAUUCCAGACAUCAGGAACACCAGGUACACACCAAUGAAUGCAAUCCGAAUAAGACGCAGGAUUUUUCAACCUGUCAUCGUUCAGAGGUUCCCAGAAUUUCCGGUAGACAGAGGGAUGACCAUCUUUACGAUACUCAGACAACUGUGUGAUGUUGAUGACUGAGACCUUUGGUCCCAAUCUCCUCAACACUCUUUCCACCAUCCUCAUUGUGGGAAUAUCAGACCCACUACCCCAGUAACUCUCUUCCUCUAUUGGCUUCUUCUCCCCGUAGCAGUUUCCCUCGCUUCCUGGGUUCCACUCUCGGCUCCUGUGGUGAUCCGGUUAACAACAACCAGGGUGAGUAAAAUUUUGUUUUGGUAAGAGAGUACGUAUAUAUAUUAGGAUACUGAUUGCUGUACCAUUGAUGUGUAGGAGACAUUGUAACGAAGAAGACCCGCUUAGUGUUUGGAUCGACAUUCUUGGAAAUCCAAUGAGCCCACGCAUUCAUUGCCAUUUCCAUUCCCUCCGCGCCACUCACCUCCUCGCACGAUCCUUUUUCUUCGCUGCUCCAUCUUAAGUUCGAAUAUACGCAUUAUGAGUUCAAGUGCCCAAAACCUAUGAAGAAGAAAAUGUUGUCUACAUACAUAUACACUACUUACUGGAUCUUGACAGGGCCUUGCCUCCACCACAAGUAUGUGUUGAAGAUUAAGAUAUCAGCAUGUUGCCACUUUGAUGCAUGUUUGAGAACUGAAUCUGGUCGGAUAAUCCGUUCAUCCAGCCUGUGAUUGACCGGGUCAUCAGAGUUGGAUUCCACGAGCAAUGGAGCCCACAGAAAUUCCACCGUGGCAUUGUAAUCCUGCAGAGUGAUCAAUCAAUACCAUAACCGACAUAUUACAGUUUGAAGUGUGUUUAUUAUAAAAGGUAGUUGUUAUAUUACCUCAGCCCUGAAGAUGGUGAGGUGAGCGUUAGGAGACAUGGAUUGCUUGUCACGCGGGAUAACAGACUGUAAGAGACAGACCAUAGAGAUCCAUUGACCUCUGUUUAAAGAAUCUCCAACAAACAUCAAUCUCUUUCCCCUCAGCAUCUCCCACAUCUCGGUCACAUUCCACCUAACCACCAAAACCAAAUUAGCAGAAAAAGUAGGAUUAAUAGUACAAGUAGUAGGUAGUUGGGUUACGUCUUCAAGUUGCAGGGGGGAUGAGGUUGCCAUCUCCAGUGUUGAUACUCUAAAUCAGGCCUGCCAUGCUUCUGACAAGCUAGCUGGUCAGACAUGUAAGGACAGUCAGAUUCUUUGUGUAGUGGGUAGGAAGAAGAAUUAUCGAAGAUCCAUUUUCCAGAGAAGACAUCGCAAAUGUUGUCCUCCUUUGCAGUGGCAAAAAAGUCAGAUACUUGAGCAGCCUUAUGGUCAACCCAUCCUAUCUUCUUGCCACUGUAUUCAUUCGUGGAGUUGCAUCGGCUGAAUCUAUCCAAAACCUCUGCCAUUAUUAUUAUUGAACAGAAUCGGGCAAAUCCGUAAGUUGAUACGAUUAAACAAACACAGAAUGAAUUAGAAAGUAGGAAUCAGAAUGAUGAGAUGAGUUAAAAGAGUACCGAGAUCACUGGGAGGAGGAAGAUUGGGAUGGACGAAAGAAGUAAAGGUGGAAGUUUGUCGGAGAUCUUGCUCGCGAGUAGUAGUAUUGUGGUGGAUCUGCUGGAUGCUACGCUCGUUGUAGAGAACCAUAAACGUGACGGCGAGUGCGAGCAUGAAGAGUAGUCCAGCUAGUGGAAGCCGACUCUUCUUCCUGCUCCAUCUCUGAGACAUCUCACUACACGAAGAAGAA